AUGGCUACUCUAUUGGGUGGCACUGGCUCGCCCUCAAGAGGCAGGUCACGUAGCCCACGGCCGGUGACACCGAUGAGCGACGACGAUUCUAGUAUCGUAGAUGGUCUUUCUGAUAGGAGAAAUAUCAAGGCAUUCGGCCGCAAAGUCACCGCUACAGCUGGGCACCUUAUCGGUGCGGAAGGCGUCAGUCAACACUAUCACAAUGCAUUGGGGGAGCUUCAUCGUGAGCUGAGGCGGCCCAUGCUGCAACGUUCUGUCUUUUCUUUCGCCCAGACGACCCCACGCGAGCUUGUGCGUUCGAGAAUUUCCGUGCCCGAGAUCCAGCAAAGAGCUUUAUCGUACCUCCCAGACGAGCUUCUAAGCAAUAUUCCGGAAGAUAAGAGUGCUUAUUCGCUUUUCGAAGGAUUUCAAGCUUCUCUCCCCGAAGACCACGAAGUAAAUUCGAAGGGUGGCAAACAUAAUGCAAAAGGGCAAAAGUUGAUAGGCGGGGCAGUUGAGGAGGAUGAGGAUGCAAACCUUCCACCUUCGAUGAUAAAAUUGAAGAAUCAAAAGCGUAGUAUGGGCCGUCGCUUGGACAUGAUGAGCGUCAGGAAGCACAUGUGUGCGGCCGAGAUCCACGAAAUUGAUAACAAGAUUGCCAACCUCAAUACGAUGCGCAAGAUGGUGUUAGAUAGGCUCGCCGGGCUAGAAAUGGAAGAGGCGGAACUUGAGCAAGACUUGUUGGAGGUAGAAAACAACAUUGAGGACCUUGAGGAAGAGCUAGAAGACGCUGCCGCGUUGGCCCCCAAAUCUCCCGACUCACCGUCAACGGUAGCCACGCACGAUGGAGAAGAUUUCAUGUCGGAAUCAAUCUACCAGAAGAUGGGCUCACCUAAAUCCAAGCGGAGAAAGGCAAGGCAACGAAGGAUAUCAAUUCCUAUACUUCACGAACAUUUGGAGCCUGGAUCCAAGAUCAAAGAAUGGGAGGCCCACACCGAUGCCAUAACUGCGAUGGAUUUUGACGCACCCUGGGGAACUCUUGUAACUGCUGCUUUGGAUGAUACCGUCCGUGUCUGGGACAUGAACGCUGGGCGUUGUAUUGGUCUUCUCGAGGGACAUCUCUCAUCUGUGCGCUGCCUUCAGGUGGAGGACAACAUCGUUGCCACUGGAUCAAUGGACGCCUCUAUCCGCCUUUGGGAUUUGAGCAAAGCGGAAUAUGCACCCAUGGAUAACCGAACACACAAAACUGAUGACGAUGAGGACGAGGACGACGGUCUAACCUUUGAGAAUUCCGAGGACGCGCCGCCUCCACCACCACCUACUAUCAUGCAAGACUGUCCCAUGUUCACCCUCGCCUCUCACGUGGACGAGGUCACUGCACUCCACUUCCGUGGAGACGUUUUGGUUUCUGGCUCUUCCGAUAAAACUCUAAGGCAAUGGGAUUUGGUUAAAGGUCGAUGUGUUCAGACCCUCGACGUUCUGUGGGCUGCUGCACAGGCCACGGCAUCGAACAAUGUUAAUAAUACGGAUUCAUGGCGACAGACAGGUCGGGCACCAGACCCUUCAGCGGAUUUCGUUGGUGCUCUUCAGGUAUUUGAUGCUGCUCUGGCUUGCGGUACCGCCGACGGAAUGGUUCGACUGUGGGAUCUUCGCAGCGGUCAAGUUCACCGAAGCCUGGUCGGACAUACGGGCCCUGUCACCUCUCUUCAAUUUGACGACUUUCAUUUGGUCACCGGAAGCAUGGAUAGAAGCGUUCGGAUAUGGGAUCUUCGAACAGGCUCGAUUCAUGACGCAUACGCCUAUGACAACGGUAUCACCAGCAUGAUGUUUGAUUCUCGCCGCAUUGUCUCAGCAGCGGGUGAAGAUGUUGUCAAGAUCUACGACAAGGCAGAGAGCCGCCAUUGGAACUGCGGCCCCGGUGUCGGAGUGGACGAUUCGGAUACCUCCGCUCUCUCCACGAUCGACCGGGUGCGUAUCAAGGAAGGCUUCAUGGUGGAAGGCCGCAAGAACGGAAUGAUUGGUAUCUGGUCCUGCUAG
Molecule: messenger RNA, 2016 nt
Organism: Aaosphaeria arxii CBS 175.79
Lineage: Eukaryota; Fungi; Ascomycota; Dothideomycetes; Pleosporales
Product: mitochondrial division protein 1
Exons: 3
Coding region: 1-2016 (671 amino acids)
Molecular function (GO): protein binding
Source: RefSeq, a predicted model, not a curated record